This is a messenger RNA of Girardinichthys multiradiatus, 1455 nucleotides long. It is a transcript of the gene nme6, whose product is annotated as NME/NM23 nucleoside diphosphate kinase 6. Lineage: Eukaryota; Metazoa; Chordata; Actinopteri; Cyprinodontiformes; Goodeidae. Bases 244 to 792 code for a protein of 182 amino acids. The transcript has 6 exons. Gene Ontology annotation, biological process: UTP biosynthetic process; GTP biosynthetic process; CTP biosynthetic process. The record is from RefSeq and is a predicted model, not a curated record. Gene Ontology annotation, molecular function: nucleoside diphosphate kinase activity.
GGGGAUUGUUUUUAUAAGCGGAACAGAGAGGAAUGGGACUCCGUUGAACUCUUAAUCAUAUUUUAUUUUAAUAAUAAUGUGUUAUUUAGAUGUUGGAUGUUUCCAUCUAUAUCCGUCGAUUAUACAUACAUCUUAUUACAUUUUUUCUUACCGGGAAAUUGUUCUGAAUAAAACGCCAAAAAUAGCGGCCGUUAAAAGCCGUUAAAAGUUGUUCGGUUUUGGUCGACUUUGACAGCAAAGACCAUGUUACAGAGUACUGGCCGCCUGUCCAAAGCGCUGCAGCUCACCCUGGCGGUCAUCAAACCAGAUGCUGUAGCUCAUCCUUUAAUGUCCGAGGCUCUUCACCAGACAAUUCUGGAUAACAAGUUUGUAAUUGUCAGAUGCAAAGACCUGGUAUGGAGAAGGCAGGAUUCAGAGAAGUUUUAUGCUGAACAUUCAGAGCGAUUCUUCUAUCAACGACUUGUCGAAUUCAUGUCAAGUGGUCCGAUGAGAGCCUACAUUUUAGCCCGAGAUGAUGCAAUACGCCACUGGAGGGACCUGAUGGGACCAACCAAAGUCUUCCGAGCCAGAUACACAUCCCCGGCGUGCAUCAGGGCUCGCUUUGGCCUCACAGACACCAGGAACACAACUCAUGGCUCAGAUUCUCCAGAGUCAGCUCAGAGAGAAAUCAGUUUCUUCUUUCCAGAUUUCAACAUGGAGCAUUGGAUGGAGAAGGAGGAGCCAUUGUUCAGAUCAGGAGAGAUCCGGUACGACCAAGAAGACCAGAUCCACAAACCUUUAGCACCAAGCUGACCCUGGGGCACCUCAUAUCUGCUCUACAACUUGAGCAUGAUCAGAUGAGAUUACAGACUCUGCUCAGAUGCCACAGAUGAGGAGUACACCUGCUCUUUGAAAGUGCCAAACUGUGAUGAAAACAGGCUGCUAGGUUCAUGUUACUGUUAUGUUUUAUGUUGGCAGGGAGGUUCAGUUAAUAGCCACAUUUAAUUGAUUAUUCUUUGCUUAAUUUGUGAACUCUGCUAUAAACAAAAAUGGAAUGUAAAUGUUCUGGAUCGUAUGGAUAAUGGUUUAUUUGUAAUAAUAACCAGAGUGACUCAUAACCCAUAUAGUUGCUGAGCAUUGACAAAGUUUUUCUUUUUAUGUUUUGGUGUACAGUGAUUUACAGAUCCUUCUUUUUUUUAAGAUCUGAGUAGUUUGUUAGUUUAGUUAAAAUAUGGCAUGUUUUUUGUUAAUAAAGGUAAAAAAAUGCAAUACAAUUACUUUUGCACUCUUAAUAAAAAAUAUUUAUUUGUGCCGUAGAAAUCUGUAAUUCUGCACGUAGAAUUAAUGCAUGCUUUUAUGUAAUAAUAACCUACUCAUCUGUAUGAUAGUAAAAAAAACUUUGAUAACUAGAUAUUUAGGUAUGCUGUAUUUUCUCAUCAUUUUCCAUCAAAUUAAACUUUUCAUGUUUUAAGUCAA